This is a messenger RNA of Nezara viridula (southern green stink bug), 4678 nucleotides long. The record is from the annotation of a GenBank genome assembly. NCBI's taxonomy places the organism in Eukaryota, Metazoa, Arthropoda, Insecta, Hemiptera, Pentatomidae.
GUGGAAUUGUUUCUUGUUUAUGAUUCAACUUAAAUGUAUAUGAUUUAAGGGCUGUGUUUAUUAAUUGAGCCCAUGAAUGAAUGGGUCUAAGAUUUGCCUCGCUGAGGCAUUCAAAUGUUGUCAUGGCUCCUGCUUUGACAGAAACUGUUCAAUCCCAGAGCUUCAAGUUCGCUACCUCCCCAUCUCGGUCUCCCUCCCUUUCAUUGAAGAAUCAUCAAAAGAAAACAGAAAUAAUUAGUGAAGAACUGGAACCCAAAUUGACAAAUGGUUUGAAAUUCAUUGCUGGCAUGAACGGACACUCCCCAUCUAACAAUAAAACAACAUAUUCUAUUAAUGGUUUAGCCAAGAAUCUGAAAAAUGAAUUCCUACCUCUCAACAGAAAAAAGGAUGUGAUAAAAGAUGAGGCAGGGAGUAGGGCAGAUUCUAACUAUUCUAUUACCCAGAUAGGUGGUUAUAUGAUGAAUAGUGGUUUUAUGGGAGAUCCAGACAUGGGGUUAAGGAAGUCUAAUAAAGAGUUAAAUGAUGGAGAUAAAGUGUCGCCUGAUGUUGAUCAAUUUAUUAAAAAUUUAAGUGUUGUUAUGAAUAGUGAAGAGUUGGGAACAAACCCCGAACUUAAUCAGAAUGUUGAAGAGAUAUUCAAAGUUAUUUCGAACCUUGACAAUAAUACUAGUGAGUUAGUUUCUGGUCCAUCAGGAGAAAAUGAACCUAUGUUUUCUGAUAUGGGAGGUCUGACUAAUUUUGAAAGAGAUUUGUUUAAUGAAGUGGAUAUGAUGAAUAUGUGUGUUGAUGAAUCACUAGUGACUGUGAACAAAGAUGCUCUUAUCCGUGAGAGGAUCGAAGAAUUUCGAAAACGUAAAUUUUUAUUAUUACGAAGAAUAGAAUUUCUUGUUCGAAGACUAAAGAAAACAAAGGCACAUUUAUUAGGUAGGCAUGCAUCGGAGGAAAUUACAGGUGUUUUAGAAUAUUCUUCUAAUAUAUUGGAGGCAUCUACACGACUCAGGGUUUAUUCUUCAGGUGAUAGUGAUAAGAAUGUUAAAUGUGAUGUGAAGCCUGUUUCAUUUGCUGGAUUAUCUUUGUUUAUGCGGCAAAUGGAUCAUGCUGUAAACCAACAGACCAACACGGUGGCUCGAAAUUCUAUUAGGCAGUGUAAAUAUUUUGGUUCUGGUUCAUCAUCCAGUAGCUUGGUAACAACAUCCAAUGGUGUCAGGUCAUCCCUUCCGGGUUCGAUUCUCCCUUCUUUCCCAUCUGAUGUAAAACAAGAACUUUCUACAACUUAUGGAGAACUUCAUUCUCAGCUUGUAAAAUUGCAGCAAGAUAUUGAUUCUGAUGUAACUGAAAGCAGUUCUGGAUGUGAAAGUUGUGAUGAAUUUAUAGCAUACAACAAUGUUCAUCAGCAUCCUCUAUCCAUAAGCAAACGUGCAAGCUGGAAAUGGGCGGAAGAACGAGCAUUGAUUGCCGCGAAGUGGACUUGGUUGCAAUCGCAAAUAGCAGAUCUCGAGUAUCGUAUUCGUCAACAUACGGACAUCCGGCGCCAAGUCCGAUCAUCCAAAGGAAGUCUUAAGUUCCAGGAAGAGCAAACGUCUCAUAACCUUCCAAAUGGAUGUAACAGCGAAAAAGGGGAAGGUAGCUGUAGUAGGACACGUGGAUUAGUUUCUAGUUCGUUUGGUAAGCGUCGAAUUUUACAACUUAGUGGACUUCAUCGAACCAGUAAAAAAGCCGCUCGAAAUGCUGGCCUUCGUUGUUCCUGUAACACAAGCCUUCCAGGAUGUGGGCUCUGUACUAGUCGUUCUGAACCAGGCCAACCAGCAGAACCUCUUUCUACUCUACCCGUUUCUCAAAGAGUAGCCUAUCUCGAUCCAGGGUUCCACCCAGUGCUCUCCUUCGCUCAUGAUGUUUCAGCAAGUGUACAUUAUAAUGCAGUAAUGAAGUGUUCAGAUUGGCAAAAUCGUGCAAGUCGGAUACAGGGCAAGCCAUCAGUCCCAGGUGAAGAAAAAUCUAGAGGAGGAAGGCCUGCUGGAAAUAAUGAGCAUCAUGUUGUGGAUCUGCAAAGAAGUAAAGCAGCUGCUCUUGCUGUAUCAGUCAAGCUUCGUAGAAAAAUCGUAAGAGGUAGAAGAAGGAGAAGGAAUGCUAGCUUAAAUUUAGAAGGUUUCCGGCAAAGGCGAAAACAUUCAACUGGUUUAAGCAGCAUUGACAGUGAAGAAGGCUUGGAGCAGGAUGCUGAGCAAGGUGGUAGUGUUCGAUAUCCAUCACCUUCUCCGUCUCCAGCUACUACUCAACACACUGCAACUCCUAUUUCUAAAGAUAAGGAAACUAUAAAGAGGAAAAGGGAGAAUUCUUAUGAUAUCGAUAACAUUGUGAUUCCAUACAGUAUGGCUUCUGCUACGAGGUUAGAGAAACUCAACUACAAAGAAAUCCUCACACCUAAGUGGAGAAGAAUCAUUAAAAUGGAACGUCGGGAUAGUAAUUCAGAUCAAAAGAAUGGUAUCAUCCGAAGAUCUAGUCAUGACAUUGAAGGUGAAGAGGAUAUCAGCGAUGAAGCUGCAAUAGCUAGGCAUGAACGGUGUGAGGUUGAUGAAAAGAAAAAAUUUUUGAGUUACCUGAAACUACCUAACAGUGGCAUGGGCCGAGGUCGUGGUCAGCGACGAACUGAUUCUCGAGCAGAUUCUAGUGGUCCUAAUACACCUGAUGGCAUGUCACCGAGGGAAGAUAAUACAGCUGUUGCAGAAGAAUCUCUUGCAAGUCCACCUCCAACGCCAUCGGAGAUUGAAACUGGCAGAAAGCGAACGAUUAGUAGCUCUCAACCACCACAGUUACCUGAGGUUUCACCUUACGAACCACGAGUGUUUCCUUUGAGUGAUGAAACUUAUAGAAAGAUGCUGGAAGAGAGCAAAGAAAGCCAACACUAUCCUGUUACCAACUCGACGUUAGAAGAGAAUCCUCCUGCACCUAGGUCCCCAGGAAGUGUAUCUACCGAUUCAGCUGACUCGUUUCUCGGAGAAGACCCUAACGAUCCUGAAUGGACGACUGUGGAUAGAUCAAACUGCAAAAGAUAAAACUUCUUUUUUGGAACCUGUAAACUUUGGGUUCUAUAUAUUUUAAUGUGCAUGUUAUGUUCUAGCAUAACAAAUUACCAAAGGAUUAAUUCAUAGUUAGAAUAUUGUAUGUAAUUCUAUUCUUGAAGCUGUAUAUAAAAGACAUGUGGAUAUAUUUUUUGAAUGUUCUUUCUGUUAAUUUUCUUUUCAUUUCUUUUUUUAAUUGUUUAUAAAAUAAUAAACUAUGUAUGUAUGUAUAUGGAUGUAUAUAAAUAUAUAUUGUGUAAAUUUUCGCUUUACAUGUUUUAAAUAUAUUUCUAUAUAAAUUGAUUUAGUUUUAUGUGAAUAUUUUUGUUUAUAAUAUACAUAAGUGGCAGGGUCUGUAAUUAUUUUUAAGAUCCUGUUGGUCUUUAAUUUUCUUUAUAAAUUAUGGAUGAAUAUAUUGAUAAAAUAGAGAGAAAGGAUGGUGGGGAAAAAUAUAAGUGCAAUUGAUACAAUAUAGGCCUAUUUAUUAUGAAACUUGUGAAGCGAAAAUUGAAUCAGAAUGUUAUUCCAUCUUGUCUUUGACUGUGGUAUUUAAUGCUUUUAAGUAAAUAAACGGAAUAGGUGCUCUACGAUUCUUAAUUUUGGAAAUUCUUCCUCGAGUGUUUAAAUAAGUUUUUUCUCAAAACACCAGUUGAUUGAUUUUUUUUUAUGUGAUAAAUUAAUGUUAAAUAUGAAAUAUAAUUUGUCAGUAUAAUAUAUGUAUAUUUUUAACGCAUAUCUACAUUUUUAUUGAUUAUAGAUAUUGCUCUUAUCUUAAAUUUGUUCUGUUUAUUUCCAUUUCAACUUGAUAUGACUCAGUAUUCCUACUUAAUUUAUACUGUUAAAAAAAUUAUUGUAAUUUUUUUAAUUUAUUUUUUUUUUUAGUUAGUUUCGAUGUAGUGUUUCCAUUUAUUUAGUAAUUUUAAUAUAUAUUUUAUUUUUUUUUGCUUCUCUAAUAUACAUAUUCUGGACAAAUAAUCUGGUGUUAUGAGGUGUAUGUUACAUUAUUGCCUUAAUGGUUUCUGCAUUGUCUGUUUUACAUAAAGUUAUUAAAUAUAAGUUGAUUGUCUAGUAAGAAAAAAAUUAAAUUUCUUUUUUUUAUUAUUUGGAAAAGCAAAAACUAGAAAAAAUAAAUAUAUAUACUCUCUAUUUAUAAAUAUAUAUAUAUUAUAUACAUUUAUAGAUAUUUCCUGUGAUUAAGAGGAAAUUUAUGUUAAAGUUGUACUCUUUAUAAGAGCUUUAUAUGGUGUAAAUAUUAGUCCUUUCUCUGAGUGAAUGUGCACUGCUGCAACGGCUUCGUUUCAGUGAAGUUGUGCUUGUAAAUAAAAUUAAAAUCCAUUCCUAGUGCAGUUGUAAAGAAGAAAAAAAAAGUGAUAGUUAUAAAGUUGACUGCUAAGUGACAGUUAACUGUUAGUGAUUUUAAAUGUAGAAUUUUUGUAUGUACCGUCAAACACUGUUACGCUUAAAAUUAAAAUAAUAAAAAAAAUUUAAAAAAAAAAAAACAUUAAAAAUGUUACAUGGGAUUAUCAAUCUUUCAAAUUCAGUUAUUUUUUUUGGAAAUAAUUCCAUGUUUCUUAUCAAAUCCUAAUAAAGAAGAGAAAAUAGAUCAUUAUCUCACUCAA